Molecule: messenger RNA, 1010 nt
Organism: Mytilus trossulus (common blue mussel)
Lineage: Eukaryota; Metazoa; Mollusca; Bivalvia; Mytilida; Mytilidae
Product: E3 ubiquitin-protein ligase XIAP-like
Exons: 6
Coding region: 88-936 (282 amino acids)
Biological process (GO): regulation of cell cycle; positive regulation of protein ubiquitination; negative regulation of apoptotic process
Cellular component (GO): nucleus; cytoplasm
Molecular function (GO): ubiquitin protein ligase activity; cysteine-type endopeptidase inhibitor activity involved in apoptotic process
Source: RefSeq, a predicted model, not a curated record
UUAUUAAUAGAUCCCAUGUAAUGGGUUUUCCCUUUAUAUCUUUAAAUAGACGGUUUGUAAUGGCUGAAAAGAAAUGACUUCCUCAUAAUGCUAAGCACAACUGCAAACAGCAAUGCAGCUACUGAAACAAGUAUGGGCAUUACAACAACGCGAGCAAAAUAUACACAGUACGGAUCUUAUAGAAGUCGCGUGUCUACCUUCAGUGAUAUGAGAAGUAAUAUUAUACAGUCUAAGGAAAUACUAGCACGUGCUGGGUUCUUCUAUACAGGAACAGGCGAUCUUGUUCGGUGUUUUUACUGUGGGGGAGGUUUAAGAAACUGGGACAGAUCAGACGACCCGUGGACAGAACAUAAACGAUGGUUUCCUAAAUGUGAUUUCCUCAACAAAUUUUCGGAUAGGGAACAGACCAAUUCAGAAAACAAUGUUUCAGCCCAAUACGAACGUUCGCUUCAGUUGCCAAUAUACAUCGGCCAAGAUAUCGGAGAAAGUGGCGAGAACACAGUUACUCUAGAUCCAGGAAAUACCAAUCUUGACAUCAUCAUUGCAGCCAAGGCAGUACUUCACUUAGGAUAUAAUCGGUUGGAUGUCAGAAAUGCAUUGGAUUUAUGUAGCAAAGAAACGAGUUCAACACAUGUAACAGCACUCCAGUUAUUGACAAAAAUAUUACAAUUGAAACAUAUACUAGAAAGCGACAGUGAAGACAGUCCGAAUGGAAGUCGGACACAAGAAAAUGAUGACUCUUUUAUUGAGAUUGAAAAAGAAAAUAUUGAUUUGAAAGAUAAAUUUUUCUGCAAAAUUUGUCAACAAACUUCAGCGGAAGUGGCUUUCUUACCAUGUGGACAUUUAGUGACGUGUCAAGACUGUGGACCUGCAGUGAAAUAUUGUAUAGUUUGUAAAACUCUUGUGAAGGCCACUGUGAAAGUGUUUAUGUCCUGAAUUCUCAAUGACGUUGGAACAGUUUAUAACCCCAUAUCAAUUUUGCUUGAAAAGCCAGUAUUUAUUUAUUUAAA